This is a messenger RNA of Blepharisma stoltei, 1145 nucleotides long. Lineage: Eukaryota; Ciliophora; Heterotrichea; Heterotrichida; Blepharismidae. The record is from the annotation of a GenBank genome assembly.
AUGAUCAACUCUCCCACAUCUCAAAAAGGUGUUACCAUGGAUUUCAUCAAAGAAAUCUCUGAAAAGGUUUCACGAUUAAGGAAUUUAAGUAACUCAAAAAGCAUUGCUGCUUUGGAAGUACAAAUAAAAGAAUUAUCAGAUUCUAAAACUUCGAUGUCAGGGUUCACAUCUCGAGAGAUUUCUUAUUUGAAUGAAAAAACUGACUCUUGUAUUGAAGUGCCACCACCUAAUGACUUGGAAGCAAUGAGCGGAUCAGGAAUUCCUAAUGAAUCACAGAAAUAAAAUGGUGAGGUUGGCAGAAAUUGGCUUCAGAUGCGCAUUCCCUAUGGAGAAGAUAGAAACCAUUCAGAUGAAGCUGAAAGCAGGUCUUUUGAAGUCGACUUUCGGGCUUGGGGUGUCUUUCCGAAGAGGGAAGUUUUGUUUCUUCCCUGAAGGUUUUUCCUGCCUAUGCACUCAGCGUAGGCCACCUUUCUUGGAGUGAAAGUAGUCUGGCUAGUGGGGAUCUCACUUAUGGCCGUGCAAAAUCUUAAUCUUAAUCUAAUGAUUCACUUAAUAUAACAAUUAGCAGCUCUGAUGCAUUCUCUGAUAAAGAAUAUGACCCAAUAGGUGACCAUGAAAAAAUCAAAAAGCGGCAUAAAGAUCUUUGCAAAGCUGUAAAAGGACAGCUUAGCAAUUUAAAAAAGAAAAGCGAAGAAAAUAUCAAUAAUACCAAGAAAUUUAAUAGCGAAAUAGGAUUUUAUAAAGAUCAACUGACUGAUAUGAAAAAAUCUGUUACUGAUUUAUUGGAAGAAGCUGAGCACACAAAGGAAUAUUUGAGUAGCUUAAGAGGGCAUUUUGAAUCAGUGACCGAAAAUUUGCGAGAUAAAGAAGAACUUAAUAAAGAAGUAGAAUUUGAUAUUAGCGAUAUAAAAUCAAGCCCUCCUCCUGAUCAAGCCAACAUAUUGGAUAUGAUAAGACAGCUACAGGCAAAAACAAAUCUUAUGAAACAGAAUAUUUAUUGUAAGGAAACCGAGCUUGUUUAUCGAGAAGAAGAAAAUAAAGAGCUCAAAGAGCUAAUUGCAAGGCUUGGAAAGAGUUUAGUGGACACAGAGCCAAAACUAGAAGUUGAAGAGCAAAGUUCAAGCUGCCAAUGCAUUAUAAUUUAA